Molecule: messenger RNA, 1029 nt
Organism: Beauveria bassiana ARSEF 2860
Lineage: Eukaryota; Fungi; Ascomycota; Sordariomycetes; Hypocreales; Cordycipitaceae
Product: alpha/beta hydrolase
Exons: 1
Coding region: 1-1029 (342 amino acids)
Source: RefSeq, a predicted model, not a curated record
AUGCGCUUCUCUCUUUCCAGACUUGCUGCCUCGAGCCUGCUAUGCGCCGGUCUCGUCUCGGCGCAGACCAACUGUUCCGUUGACAAUGGUCCCUUUGAGGAAGACCUCAACGGCUCCAACUUUACCUACCCGCAUCCGGUGAAGCUCUUUCGCUUCCACAACCAGCUCCAGGACCUGGAAAUGGCCUUUAUGGACAUUGCCCCCUCUUGCGGAUCGCCCAACGGAAAGACGGCCGUAGUCCUGCAUGGCAAGAACUUUUGCGGCCCUACCUGGGGCGCCACGAUUGACGUCCUGACCAGUAUUGGCUAUCGUGUCAUUGCCCCGGACCAGGUUGGCUUCUGCAAGAGCAGCAAGCCUACAGGCUACCAGUUUAGCACCAACCAGCUGGCCAAGAACACGCAAGCUUUGUUGAAGACUCUCGGGAUCAACAAGAUUACCCUGAUUGGCCACUCUCUUGGCGGCAUGCUCUCAAUCCGAUUCGGCCUGCAAUAUCCCGACUUGGUUGAGAAGCUCAUUCUCGUCGACCCGGUCGGUCUCGAGGAUUACGUGGAAAAGGGCGUUCCUUAUAUCGCCCUCGAUGACAGCUACAAGUCCGAGUCUGCUCAAACCUACAAGUCCAUCCGGGGCUACGAGCAAGAGGUCUACUACAUCGGGCAGUGGAAGAGCUCCUACGACACAUGGGUCAACAUGCUGGUCAACAUUUACCACGGCCCCAAGCGCGAGCAGUUUGUCACCAACCAGGCUCAAAUUGUCGACAUGGUGCUGACCUCGCCGGUCGCGCACUACUUUGGCGACCUCAGGCCCAAGACGCUCCUCAUCGUCGGCGACAAGGACAAGACGGCCAUUGGAUCGCAGUGGAGUCCUCCUGACGUCGCUGCCGAGCUCGGUCAUUUUGACAUUCUUGGACCGCUGGUUGCUUCUCAGCUGCCGAAUGGUCAGCUGCAUCAGUUUAAAGAUCUUGGCCAUGCUCCUCAGCUGUCCGAUCCCUCGGCUUUCCAUUCUGUCAUGAUUGACUUUCUUUCAUCAUAA